AUGGGUAACGUUUUUGGAUCGAUUCUUUCUAAGCUAUGGGGCGGCAACAAGGAGGUGCGCAUAUUAAUACUGGGUCUUGAUGGCGCUGGUAAGACGACAAUUCUAUAUCGGCUACAAAUGGGAGAGGUUGUUUCUACAGUUCCAACUAUUGGAUUCAAUGUUGAGACCCUGACUUAUAAAAAUCUAAAGUUCAAUGUUUGGGAUGUUUCCGGACAAACAGCGUUACGACCGUUCUGGGUACUUUAUACAAACGAUACACAGGCGGUGAUAUUUGUUGUUGAUUCUACAGACAAGGCACGAAUUGAGUUGUGUGCUGAGGAACUUCAUACCAUGUUGGCUGAGGAGGAACUCAAGGAUGCAGCAUUACUUGUGUUUGCCAACAAGCAGGAUCAGCCUGGAGCACUGUCAGCAUCGGAGGUAUCGAAGGCAUUGAAGCUUGUUGAUCUUAAAGAUCGAAGCUGGAGUAUUAUGGGAUCGAGUGCGAUUACAGGAGAAGGGUUAAGUGAGGGAUUGGACUGGCUGGCCAAUGUGAUUAAAGAGGAGCAUAUGUAG
Molecule: messenger RNA, 552 nt
Organism: Magnusiomyces paraingens
Lineage: Eukaryota; Fungi; Ascomycota; Dipodascomycetes; Dipodascales; Dipodascaceae
Exons: 4
Coding region: 1-552 (183 amino acids)
Biological process (GO): vesicle-mediated transport; intracellular protein transport
Cellular component (GO): cytoplasm; Golgi apparatus
Molecular function (GO): GTPase activity; GTP binding
Source: RefSeq, a predicted model, not a curated record